CAGAUUAACAUUAUUACUACAAAUACAUUAUCAGGAGGUCCUCUCUCCGUUUGGUUUUCAGCUUCUAUCUCAUUGAAUCCGUACAUCAUUUAUUUGUAUCAAUCACAUUGCGUUUCUGUUCAAAAUUCUUGCAUUAAUCGGAGUCUGCUCUACGAUACAUAUAUAUAUCCCGUUGGAAUGGGAGUGACUUUUUCGUGCCAAUUUGCCGAUUUUGACGAUUUGGAUGCUCAGUUAGAGUGUGUCUUAUUUAGCGGCAAGGUUAUCCCGGAUGCAAAAGCUAUUGAAUUUGAGACCAUUGAUUGUGGAAAGGUGAUCCUUGAGGGGUCUCUUAGCAUUGGAGGAAGGGACUUGGACCCUGUAGUCUCUCCAUAGGAGCAUAUGAUGCCUCAAGCUCUGCCCAAAUCUGACGAUCUUAGACAUGAAGCAGCCUUAAGAUUGCAGAAGACGUACAAAAGUUUUAGGACUCGAAGGCAGCUUGCUGACUGUGCAGUCAUAGCCGAGCAAAGAUGGUACCAAUCUGCAGAUAAUGAUUAUGUGUUUGUUCUGUUCUGUUCUGAGUACAAUUCUUCGGUCUUGUCAAGGUGGAAGCUGUUAGAUUUUGCUGAGCUCAAACGUACUUCUGUGUCCUUCUUUGAUAUUGAGAAACCAGAAACCGCUGUUCAGCGUUGGUCUAGAGCAACGACCAGAGCUGCAAAGGUAGGGAAAGGUCUGUCAAAGGAUGAGAAGGCGCGUAAACUUGCCUUGCAGCAUUGGCUCGAGGCUAUUGACCCUAGACAUCGAUAUGGUCACAACCUGCAAUUCUAUUACAUUCGUUGGCUCCAAUGUGAGAGCAGGCAGCCCUUCUUUUACUGGCUAGAUGUUGGAGAAGGUUGGAAUGUGAAUCUAGAGAGAUGCCCUAGAUCGAAACUUCAACAGCAAUGCAUAAAGUAUCUUGGGCCGGCAGAGAGAAGCUCGUACGAAGUGAUGAUAUCGGAUGGGAAGUUUGUGUACAAGGAGAGCGGGAAGCUUCUAGACACCAAGGAAGCAGGGGAAGAUGUGAAAUGGAUCUUUGUUCUAAGCGCGUUGAAGGUGCUAUACGUGGGGAAGAAGAGAAAAGGCGGGUUUCAACAUUCCAGUUUCUUGGCUGGUGGAGCUACACUAUCAGCUGGACGUUUGGUUGUACAAAAUGGUAUCCUCAAGGCGGUUUGGCCUUACAGUGGACACUAUCUCCCAACAGAAGAAAAUUUUGAGGCACUAAUGACAUUUCUUUUGGUACACAAUGUUGAUCUCAGUGGUGUGCAGAAAGCUCCGGAUAAUGAAGAGGAAGCAGCUGGUAUUCCGCUUCGUAGAAUCAAAUCGGUACCUGCAGAGGUGGGCAAGCAGGAUGACGAGAAUAUGCGUAUAUCGAGGUGGUCCCGGAGACUACAGUCCAAAAUCAGUCUGCUUAAUAUUCAGACAAGAACAGAGGAAUUCUUCUCUCCAAGAUAUGUGGAGAGCCCGACGGAUGGAUACGAGACAGCAGAUGACUCUCUAUCAGAGUCAGACUCAGAAUCAGAUACGGAGUUCCUGAUCUCAAAGGAGAAUCUGUUCGAGGAGGAAAAAGAGGAAGAGAAGGCGGUCUCAGAAGAGAAGAUAAUGAAGAGGAUAAACUCGCAUAAAGGGAUAAGAUCAUAUGGAUUGGCACAGAGCCUGUGCUGCAAAUGGACAACGGGAGCGGGUCCUCGGAUAGGAUGCGUGAGGGAUUAUCCAGUGGAGCUGCAGCUGCGUGCGCUCCAGGAGAUCUGCUUCUCUCCCACUCCCAGACACACUCUCCCUCGCAUAACCACUCCAAAAACCUAAAGCUUUUACCUAUUCAACUUUGCCAACAUCUCAGUACAAGUGUAAAACAGUUAAACA
Molecule: messenger RNA, 1875 nt
Organism: Salvia hispanica
Lineage: Eukaryota; Viridiplantae; Streptophyta; Magnoliopsida; Lamiales; Lamiaceae
Product: IQ domain-containing protein IQM6-like
Source: RefSeq, a predicted model, not a curated record